Molecule: messenger RNA, 2106 nt
Organism: Leptopilina boulardi
Lineage: Eukaryota; Metazoa; Arthropoda; Insecta; Hymenoptera; Figitidae
Product: kinesin-related protein 9-like
Exons: 10
Coding region: 69-1871 (600 amino acids)
Source: RefSeq, a predicted model, not a curated record
UGUAGUAGUUGGGAAGUUUUAUAAUUAUUUAGAACUGUUUUUGUUUUUCAUACUCGUUGAUAGUAAAAAUGGAUAUUCGCGAGAAACUUUUAAAAACUGUUGAUGCAAAUGAUCCGCAAUUUAAAAUACUUUUACACAAUGCUAUUCAAGCUGAAAUUAAAUAUCUUGAGGAGCAACUUGCUGCAAAGAAGUCUUUAAAUGAAAGAAAAAGAUUAGAACUAAGUAAUCUUUUGGAACGUAGAAAGACUUUAAAAAAGAGUAUUCAGGAAAAAUCAGAACUUCUUCCUAUAAUGGAAAAAGCUAGUAAAUGCCUUCAAGAGUAUUCACAUAAGUUGCUUGAAGAAUUGACAUUAACGCAAAGUAUGGUAGACGAUGAUUCUUUGCGUCAAUUGGCGCAUAUUGAGCAGGAGAAAAAAUUGCUCGAAAAACUCGAGAAAAAAUGUAUCGAGUAUGAGGCAGAAUUUGAAAAAGCUCCUUUGGCUCAAGAGUUAAAAGAGGUCAAUCAAGAAUUACUGAAGGUUCAAGUUGAAUUAGAAUUUCGUAAGAUGAAUAUUAAAAAUUUGAAAGACAGUUACAAAACUUACGAAGAUAUCCAGAAGAAAAGAGAGCAAGAACAAGUUAUUGCGAUAGCGAAACUUUGGUUGAGACAUCGAAACCAUAUUCGAGAGUGGAAAAAUUUGAGAGACGAAAGAGCUAAACUCAACACCAUAAUGUCUCAACAGAAGAAAGAAAUUCAAUGUCUAAUCAAAGAGAAGGAAGACAUAGACAGACAACAUUUAAUGGCUCGCUUUCAGAUGCCACCUCCCGUUAUGGACACAAAAUUUGUUGAAACUAUAUUUUCUCAAAUAAUGAUAACUGAACAACAAAAACCUGACAGUUUGAUUGAUUCACUCAGUGACAGCGCUUCGAUUUGCUCCUUAGCUUUCGACGAAAUGUGUAAUGUUCCUGAAAAAACAAAUGUUACAGUGACUCAAGUUGAAGAAAUAGAAAUUGAACCAGAUGUUAUUUCUUUAGCUACGAAUGAAAAUUCCCAAUGUAGUACAGUAUUGGAAUCAGAAAGAAGUUUACAGAGCCCUGCAAAAAUUUCCAAAAAGUCUUAUGAUUGUAGAAUUAAAUUGAUAAAUGAAAAUAUUAAUUUUAAAAAAACAGAGGUGUCUAAGGAAAAUGAGAAAUCUCCUCGAGUUAAUACAACAUUAAAAAGAAAUAGAAAUGAUGUUUUAAUUCCAGAAAAUAUGCCGAAAAAUGACAAAAAUAAUAAACAAUUUUCUGACAAUUUGGGAGCAGUAAAGAAGGCUUCUCGAGUUACUCCAACUUCAAAAAGAAAUAGAAAUGAGGAUUUAAUAUCGAAAAAUAUGCCAAGAAAUGACAAAAGUACUGAACAAUUUUCUGAAAAUUUGGGAACACCAAAAAAAGUAAAAGCAACUGUACACAAUGAAGAAAGAAAUUUCUAUUCGACCAGCACAGAAAUAGAAAUAUUGGACAUUUUUCAAGAAGACAGUGUUACAAAAGAAACCGAUUUACCUUUUGAAAAUCAUUCAGCUUUAGAAACUGACCUCAGCUUUAGUCUCGCCGACUCAAACAUUCCACAGAAAACAGUUUCAGAAAGUGUCCGAAGCUUUAGUCUCGCCGACUCAAACAUUCCUCAAAAAGAUGGUGAAAUAGAAUGUAAUUCUGAUUUAUCGCUUCAAAGUUUUGUGGAUGAUCAGCAUAACUCGGUUGUUUUUACAACUGAUGAAAUGUCAAAUACAGAUAACGAUGUGGCAUUGGCCGAACAAAAUUCCCCCCCUCCGGAACCUGCAGCUUCACCAUCAUUUGGAUUUUUUGGUAAUCAGAAAAAACGAGCUUUCACUUUUCAAGGAUUAUUUAAGUAAUUUAACAAAUUAUAAAAAAAUUCCAAUCGACAGACAUUUAUUAGCUUUUUGUUUUCGUUUUCUUUUUUAGAAUUUGUUGAAAUUCUAUUUUUUAUUGAAUUUUUUUUUAUCAUUUACUUAUGUAUUUAAAAAAAUAUUAUAGAUAUGUAUUAAACAAUACAAAUAAUUAAUUAUAUAUUUAUUAAUUUAAACUAAAAUCAAUAAAUAUUAAAGGACAUAAAUACUACUAAAUAAA